UACGGGAAAAGGGGAGAAAGAAAGAGGGGAUGAUUGAAACCCCUCCCAUUCUCAUCCUUCCCAAACCCUCCUCCGCAACCGCGCUCAAACGGGCAUUGGCACGCUCCGCGGAUGCCUCUACUGCACCAGGGAGGAGCAGUCCUCCGCCAGCGCGGUUGAAAAGCCGAGCCUCUGCACGAAAGGUUGGGUUUUGGUAGUGAUCGAACGACGAGUAGGAAGCGGAGCCGACGGUGGAAGGGGAGGAGGAGGCAAAAAAGAGGGUUGGAAGCGGAGAAGAACCGACGGUGGAGCGGAAGGAGGAGACGGAGGAGAGGGUUGGAAUUCUCAUCCCGGCGCCACAACGAGGAGUCGGAGUGUCGGGAGAUGGAGGAUCUCAGCAUCCGCAACUCGUUGCCUUCCUAAAGUCAUCUUUGCGGAAGUCGGAAUCGGAGACUCUGGAGAAAAUUUUCAUCUCGAGGGAGGAAACCCUCAAGGCCGAGAUGGAGAGCAAGUUCUCGGAAGACUUGAUCGCGAAGGAAGUCGAGAAAACGGAAGGGGAAAGAAAAAUCCAUAGCCUCGAAAGAGAAUUGGGUGCUCUCAGAAGCCGGUGCUCCGAGCUGGAAGGGCAAACCAAGAAAGUAGAGGGUUUUCAUGUCCAGAAGGAGAAGUCGGAGCUGGAGAAUCAGAUAGCUCGAUUAAAAGAAGAUUUUAGGGUUGUGAGCGAGAGAGAGCACAGAGCUCAAGAAAGGAUCAUGAGUUUGUUAGUUCUUCAGAAGAAGUGUAACGAAGUUGAUGUCUGGAAGAGGAAGUGUGCAGAGUUGGAAGCACGGGUGUCGCGGCUGGAGGAAGAAAACUCGAGUCUGAGAGGAAUUAAGCAAGAUAAAUUCCAAGCUGCUUCUGUUGGAAAGCCUGUAUUAGGAGUAGUUAUCGAAAUAAGUGACAGCGAAGAGGAAAAGAUUGGUAAAGAUCAGGGUGCAGAGGAACAUGCAAAGACGGGAAGUUUUGAUUUCAAGACUGAACUAAGUCCUAAAAAGAGUUCUAACAUGAUGCAUUUCGACCAAAGAAAUAUUUACGGAGUGGAAGAUGAUGGCGAGGGACAUGCCGAGAAUUCUCUGCCAACUCCAACGCCCAAAAGAAAGCGUGCUGUGAGAGUAGUUACUAGUGACAGUGAGAGCGAUGACAAUGAUGAUAAUAUUCCAAUUGCCAAACUAAAGAUGAGAUUUGGGGCCAUGGCGCAGGGUAUUAAACAACAAUGUGAUGCUAUCCAAGAGGCUGUAACCCCUUCUAGGAGGCGUUUAGUUCCACUAAGAGUGCGUGACAAAAGAGAUGCUGGGGCAAAAGAAAGCUCUUCUGGAGAUCUAGCAGCUCAGAGAGUAACUCCUGAUAAGAAGGACAAGAUUUCGGGGAAUAGGGGAAUUGCAUGCCGCAAACUUGGAUACUCAGACAUUGAAGAUGACAAAGAGGAUGAAUCAUAUGAUGGCAGAUCAGAGAGUGAGGGUGGAAGUCUGGGUGGAUUCAUAGUAAGUGGAUCUGAUAGUCUGGAAGCUGAAUCUAAUUCUGAUGACUUUUCUUCUGAAGAGCAAGCACCAAGUAGUGAUGUAGACCUUGAUGAUGUUUUGUCUAAUAUCCGCCGGGAAAGGAAUGCCAAACAAUGGGAAUAUGAAGCAGAUAUGUUAGCCUCAUUUGGAAAAGACUAUCAGCUCUGCAUGAAAGCUGUUUGUGCUAUUUAUCGACAACAAACAUUAGAAGAGAAGUCAAUAAAGGAGACAAUUUUACUGAACAGCCGGGGGUUUAACACAAUUGAUGCAAAGAGGGGAUCUUUGAUGGCAGAGUUUCUUUUGGAUGGUGAUCCACAUGGGCCACUCAAGAAGUCUGCCCAGGAAUUAGAGAGGUAUGAUCCCCAGGGGCUUGACUACUGCUACAAAUUGGCCACACGUUACUCCAAGCAGCUUUUCACGAUCUAUCAGAACAAAGAGGAUCCUUACUUCCUGCCAUCCUAACACCGCUAGUUGUCGCUGCUGUUUAAUGCCAGCAUAGACUUUUUGAGACCUUAUCAUUCGUGCUCAACCUUUUUGUUCCAUAUCCAUGUUUAUAUGUACAGUCAAGCAUAUUAUGAUAGGAACAGCCUUGCCUUUUUCUAAAACUAAUAGUUGUUGUAACUCUACUAAUAUGCUAUAGAAGUUAGACAUGAUGCGCAGCAGCUUAUUUUCAUAGAUAAAUGUGAAAUUUGGAAUGAAGCAGCAAUGCCAGUACUUUGCUGGUGAGAUCUCUGAUCAA
Molecule: messenger RNA, 2256 nt
Organism: Phoenix dactylifera (date palm)
Lineage: Eukaryota; Viridiplantae; Streptophyta; Magnoliopsida; Arecales; Arecaceae
Source: RefSeq, a predicted model, not a curated record